Molecule: messenger RNA, 2222 nt
Organism: Trichechus manatus latirostris (Florida manatee)
Lineage: Eukaryota; Metazoa; Chordata; Mammalia; Sirenia; Trichechidae
Gene: ENPP5
Product: ectonucleotide pyrophosphatase/phosphodiesterase family member 5
Exons: 3
Coding region: 465-1898 (477 amino acids)
Source: RefSeq, a predicted model, not a curated record
ACGGUACUCCCUUAUUGCUAGGUUCGUGUAAUUGGUCUAGUCAUAACGAUAAAUACGUUCACAGCUAUUUGACUGUAUAAAUGUUUCUGACUAGAAGUCAGACGUCUGAGUCAACCUGAAAAUGUUUCUGAAAAGGUAUAUGCAAAUUGUUUUAAAACGCUAUUGGGGAACUUAUUUAAAUAAUCCCUUUGAGGAAUGUUUUGAUAAAUUCUUGCAAAGUAUAAAAACAUUUUAUAAUACAACUAAACUUCUGGGCUUUAUUAUACAGAUAGCCCUAGGUCUCUAGUGUAAGAUGGAGUUCUGCAACAUAAUUCUUCCAAGCUGUGAUUUAUGAUAUAACUGGGAUUAGUAAACACCAGCACUCUCAGUUUAGGAUAAAGAGUAUGCAGCAAAAUUGUUGCCAUUAACUUCUAUAUGUUUAUUCUACAGAUUAUUUUAUGCUGAACUGAUCAAGCACUUUGAAAAUGACUUCAAAACUUCCCUGGGCAUCCUUCAUACUUGCUACACUAAUGCGUUCAACUACAUUUUCCCUCCAACCAGGACAGCAAAAGGUUCUACUAGUUUCAUUUGAUGGAUUCCGUUGGGAUUACUUAUAUAAAGUUCCAACACCCCAUUUUCACUAUGUUAUGAAAUACGGUGUUCAUGUGGAGCAAGUUACUAAUAUUUUUAUUACAAAGACAUACCCUAACUUUUAUACUAUGGUAACUGGCCUCUUUGCAGAGAGUCAUGGGAUUGUUUCAAAUGACAUGUUUGAUCCUAUUCUGAACAAGUCUUUCUCCUUGGAUCACAUGAAUAUUUAUGAUUCCGAGUUUUGGGAAGAAGCAACACCAAUAUGGAUCACAAAUCAAAGGGCAGGACAUACUAGUGGUGCGGCAAUGUGGCCUGGAACAGAUGUAAAAAUACACAAGAGCUUUCCUACUCACUACAUGCCUUACAAUGAGUCCGUUUCAUUUGAAGAUAGAGUUGCCAAAAUUAUUGAAUGGUUUAUAUCAAAAGAGCCUAUUAAUCUUGGUCUUCUCUAUUGGGAGGACCCAGAUGACGCAGGCCACCAUUUGGGGCCUGACAGUCCACUCAUGGGCCCUGUCAUUUCAGAUAUUGACAACAAGCUGGGAUAUCUCAUAAGAAUGUUAAAAAAGGCAAAGUUGUGGAACAUGCUGAACCUAAUCAUCACAAGUGAUCAUGGAAUGACACAGUGUUCUGAGGACAGGAUAAUAGAACUUGACCAGUAUCUGGAUAAAGACCUCUAUAUCCUCAUUGACCAAUCUCCAGUAGCAGCGAUCUUACCAAAAGAAGGUAAAUUUGAUGAAGUCUAUGAAGCUCUAGCUCAUGCUCAUCCUAAUCUUACUGUUUACAAAAAAGAGGAGAUUCCUGAAAGAUGGCAUUACAGACACAACAAUCGAAUUCAUCCAAUCAUAGCGGUGGCUGAUGAAGGGUGGCAUAUUUUACAGAAUAAGUCAGAUAACUUUCUGUUAGGUAACCAUGGUUAUGAUAAUGCAUUACCGGAAAUGCAUCCAAUAUUUUUAGCCCAUGGUCCUGCCUUCAGAAAUAAUUUCACAAAAGAAUCCAUGAACUCUACAGAUCUGUACCCAUUAUUGUGCUACCUCCUCAAUAUCACCGCCAUGCCACACAAUGGUUCAUUCGAGAAUGUCCAGGAUCUGCUCAAUUCAGCAACUCCAAGAACAACUCCUUAUAUGAAGAGUACUACACUCCCCCAUGGUAGUAGCAAACCAAGAGAAUAUGAGCAAGAAGAGGCAUAUGCUUAUUUCAUAGGGGUCUCUCUUGGUAGCAUUAUAGUUGUUGUCUUCUUUGUGAUUUUCAUUAAACAUUUAAUUCGCAGUCAAAUACCUGACUUACAAGAUAUGCAGGCUGAAAUAGCUCAACCAUUACUACAUGCCUAAUGCUUCUUUGAAAUGGAGAGUUCAUAAUUAUGUCAGUGUUUAAUGGUUUCAAAUUCUAGGAAACCCAUUUCAGACAUUUGCACAGAUCAUCUAGCAGUUAUACACAUACACAGACACAGUGUCUCUCUCUCAGAUGCACACACAUACAUACAUGGAACAAAGUACAAAUACUUGCAAAGGACUAAUGGUGUGCAAGUAUGUCCAUUUUCUAUGUAGCUUAGGGGUAGAUAAGAUGCUGCUUUAUUUGGACUUGGCACAUAUGCUAUUACAUAGCAAGUUUGCACUAUUUAAAGUAUCUUACAUAUUGCACUUUAUAUUACUCCC